Messenger RNA from Penicillium pulvis, 369 nucleotides. RefSeq lists its product as uncharacterized. The transcript has a single exon. The record is from RefSeq and is a predicted model, not a curated record. Bases 1 to 369 code for a protein of 122 amino acids. NCBI's taxonomy places the organism in Eukaryota, Fungi, Ascomycota, Eurotiomycetes, Eurotiales, Aspergillaceae.
AUGCGUUUCAACGCCCUAAUCCGUACCCACCACAUCACCUCCCGGAAGAAAGUCGCCGCCCUAAAACGUGCCGCCGAUGCCCACCAGUGUUUCGUCCUCCUACGCUCCGGCGGUUGUCCCGGGAUCAUGUACGUGGAGGGUCAGGAGCAGACCAAUGUUGAGUCAUGGGUGUCUGUGGUGCGUAAGCUGCGUUACAAGGACUUUCAGCUUGUCACGCGGCCGGGUCUCUUGGCGCCGGAGGGGGAUGAGUAUCCCCUCCCCCUUCCUGGGAGUGGGUUAUCCGAGGUGGAAAGUGUCAAAGAGUUCGGGGACUUGAUGUCCAAAAGGAGAGUUUGGGGAUGGUGGAGGAAAGGCAUGGGGUAUGCCUAG